AUGGCCGCCGCCGAGCGCCUCGGCCCCCUCCGCACCCGCGCUUCCUCCUCCUUCCCCAUCCCCGCCAGCAAAGGCUCCGUAACCUACAAGAGCGCCAAGUCCAUCUCCGGCACCUUCGACGGCGGCUACAAGACCUACGGCCGCGGCGUCAAGUGCGGCGGCCAAGCCGAGGGCGGCAACGAAGACGCCGUCUUCAUCCUUGCCGACGGUGCCACCCUCAAGAACGCCAUCAUUGGCAAAGACCAGAAUGAAGGUGUUCAUUGUUUGGGCGCUUGCACUAUUGAGAAUGUGUGGUGGGAUGCUGUGUGUGAGGAUGCGUUGACCUUCAAGGGCAAUGGCAAUGGCAAGGUCAUCGGCGGUGGUGCCCGCGGUGCCGAGGACAAGGUUAUCCAGCACAAUGGUGUUGGCUCCAUCACCAUUGACGGCUUCACCGUCCAGGACUUUGGAAAACUUUACCGCAGCUGUGGCAACUGCAAGCAGAAUGGCGGUGCUAGAAAAGUCACGAUCAACAAUGUCAAGGCUACCAAUGGCAAGUACCUCGUCGGCAUCAACAGCAACUAUGGCGAUACCGCUACCAUCACUAAGACUUGCGCCAAGUCUGUCAAGCAUAUUUGCCAGGAGUACAAGGGUACCAACAACAACAACCAGGAGCCUUCUACUCUUAGCGAGGGUCCUUCCAAGGCUUGUAUCUACAAGACUUCUGAUGUUGGUGUCUGCUAA
Aureobasidium namibiae CBS 147.97 is the source of this 720-nucleotide messenger RNA. Its product is annotated as pectate lyase. NCBI's taxonomy places the organism in Eukaryota, Fungi, Ascomycota, Dothideomycetes, Dothideales, Saccotheciaceae. Gene Ontology annotation, molecular function: pectate lyase activity. Gene Ontology annotation, biological process: pectin catabolic process. The record is from RefSeq and is a predicted model, not a curated record. Gene Ontology annotation, cellular component: extracellular region. The transcript is spliced from 2 exons. Bases 1 to 720 code for a protein of 239 amino acids.